CAACGCUGCUGACCUUGAUUUUGUCUCUGCUUGUCAAGCACGCGGAUUCCGCUCUCUCAGUCCGAUCAAUUGCGCUUCUUGCUUUCUAGAGGGCGCUUCCGUGACCUCUUUUUCGGGCGCAGGUAGCCCUGUCAAACCCAUAUCCCUCACUUUCCUUGGCUUCCGGCCCCAUCGCUAUGAGUAUGUUCUCUUUCGACUCCAACGCCUCCAGUGGCGCUUCCAAAGGUGGUCUUUUUGGGUCCGCCGGAGGCGCAAAUUCUGGUGCUCCCAGCGGCGGUGGGCUCUUUGGCAAUGUAGGAGCUACCACGACAAGCGGCUCAUCUUCACCUCUUUUCGGUAACGCUGGAGCUGCCGCUGCCAACAGCAACGCAUCCCCGUUCAGUUUUGGCGCUGCGAGCAAGCCAGCAGCAACGGGCCAGUCGACGCCCUUAUUCGGUUCCAACGCUUCCUCCACCCCAAACAAAACGACCGAAACCCCCAGCUCGGGACAGACUGCUACCAGUGGACUUUUUGGAAACAACGCCUCCAAGCCUCUGUUUGGCAAUGCCACAGCUACCCCGGCGCAACAGGGAGGAGGCCUCUUCGGAGGUGCUUCGUCCACUACGCCUGCUGGACCCCCGCCUGCCACUACCGGUCAAGCGCCUUCUCUCUUCGGAGGAGCCCAGCAGGCACAAAAGCCCGCCAACUCUCUGUUUGGGGGCUUGAACCCGACUCCCGCCGCCACUACGGCCCCGGCUGCUACGAGCACCACCAGUUCUGCGACCACCGCGGCGACCACCGCUCCUUCGUUGUUCGGUAAUGCCAACGCUACACAGCCGCAGUCGACUGGCGGCGGCCUGUUCGGGUCAAACCCGGCUCAAAAGCCAUUGUUCAACGCAACCCCUUCGGCAACCACGGGCGGUGGUCUCUUUGGAAACGCGAACAAAGACAAGCCUGCCGAAACCACAACAACAACAACCCCCGCGACUACUACCAACGACAGUGCCCCGAAAUCUCUCUUUGGCAAUGCCGCUCCGGCUGGAGGUGCUGCCCCUGCUUUCAAGCCACUGAGCGGUGCCGAUGCGACAAAGCCCGCCUUUCCCUCGCUAGGUACCCCGACUACCGGCACCACAUCCUCCACCACACCCGCUGCUUCCUCUUCUACUCCUCAAAAAUCACUAUUCCCUACACUCGGCGGAACGACUUCAUCAGCCACCCCUUCUACUACCCCAGCUGCCCCUAGCGGCGGAUUGUUCAACCUUGGCGGAGCUGCCGCGACGAGCACAACUACAACCACCCCAAGCACCACAGCUACUGCUGCCCCAACAACCACCCAAUCCGCUGCCCCUGCUACCGGCGGUUUGUUCAGCAAGCCUGCUGCGACCCAACCCUCCACCCAAUCCGCUACCACACCUGCAGCUACCGCAACCGACAAGCCCGCGACGUCGACUACCAUGCCUGCAACAGGCGCCAGCGGCCUCGGUGCCUCCACGGCCGGCCCCACCCCUCCCGCCCAGUCCCGCCUAAAGAACAAGACUAUGGACGAGAUUAUCACCCGCUGGGCUACCGACCUUACCAAGUACCAGAAGGACUUCCGCGAACAAGCCGAGAAGGUUGCCGAAUGGGACCGCAUGCUCGUUGAGAAUGGCACCAAGGUCCAGAAGCUUUAUGGUAGUACCGUUGAUGCCGAACGGGCCACACAAGAAGUGGAACGCCAGCUCGCCUCCGUUGAGGGACAGCAGGACGAACUGAGCUCGUGGCUCGACCGGUACGAGCGGGAAGUCGAUGAGAUGAUGUCCAAGCAGCUCAAUCCUGGUGAAUCUCUCCAGGGACCGGACCAAGAGCGUGAGCGAACUUAUAAGACUGCUGAGCGACUUUCCGAGCGCCUUGACGAGAUGGGCAAGGAUCUUACCAGCAUGAUUGAAGAAGUCAACAGUGCCUCUGCUACUCUGAGCAAGACAAGCAAGGCUGAUGAGCCGAUUUCUCAAAUCGUCCGCAUCCUCAACUCCCACCUUGCGCAGCUUCAAACGAUUGACCAGGGCACCACCGAGCUCCACGAGAAGGUCGCCAAGGCGCAGCGGGCGGGUCAGUCGCUGUCUUCGCGAUUCGGAUACGGAGGAUUGGGUAGCUCGACGAUGGGCGGUAGCGCAGCGGAUGAUUUCUAUCGGUCUUACAUGGGACGGCGCUAAACAUAAUGCAGUGGAGUUUUGAUUUCAUACUGGUGGGGGCCCCUUCACGUUUGCGCUAGCCUUUUACUCUACAGUUUUGUAUCCACUGAGAAAUGCUUUUUUAUCGGAGUACUCGUUUUGCACUUGCGACUGUGGCUGCGUCGGAUUUGUCAUGGGAUGGGAAGGAUAAUGAAG
This is a messenger RNA of Aspergillus aculeatinus CBS 121060, 2342 nucleotides long. Its product is annotated as putative nucleoporin Nsp1. Gene Ontology annotation, cellular component: nuclear pore; nuclear pore central transport channel. The record is from RefSeq and is a predicted model, not a curated record. The transcript is spliced from 4 exons. Gene Ontology annotation, molecular function: structural constituent of nuclear pore; phospholipid binding. Gene Ontology annotation, biological process: RNA export from nucleus; protein import into nucleus. NCBI's taxonomy places the organism in Eukaryota, Fungi, Ascomycota, Eurotiomycetes, Eurotiales, Aspergillaceae. Bases 177 to 2168 code for a protein of 663 amino acids.